This is a messenger RNA of Bactrocera dorsalis (oriental fruit fly), 1464 nucleotides long. RefSeq names its product alcohol dehydrogenase. Gene Ontology annotation, molecular function: alcohol dehydrogenase (NAD+) activity. Gene Ontology annotation, cellular component: cytoplasm. The record is from RefSeq and is a predicted model, not a curated record. NCBI's taxonomy places the organism in Eukaryota, Metazoa, Arthropoda, Insecta, Diptera, Tephritidae. Bases 148 to 1260 code for a protein of 370 amino acids. Gene Ontology annotation, biological process: alcohol metabolic process. The transcript has 4 exons.
CAGUCAAAAUUCGAACGCAAAGGCAAACGGUUGUGUUUGCACAUAUUAAGAUAAAAGUUGAACUGAAUACUUUAUUUAAGUAUUUUGCCGUGCGCUCAAAAACCGGAUAGAUAAACCUUGAAGGCAAAAAAAUAUAUAUAAAUAAAUAUGGAGUGUUGUCAAAUGGAUAUAAAUAUGGACGAAGUUGGAUUCGAUUUGAAUGGAAAGAAUGUUAUUUAUAUAGGUGGCUUUGGUGGCAUCGGUUUAAAUACGUGUAAACAGCUGGUGCAAAAAGGUGUCGCGAAUCUUAUGAUACUCGAUCAGGUGUGGAAUGAGUCAGCUUUCAAUGAGAUAAAUGUCGUCGACACAAAACACGUUUGCCAGUUUAUGGCAUUUGACGUCACUUGCGGGUUGGAAGAAACUCGUGCGAUAUUUACGCGAAUAGUGGAAAAAUUUGGACACAUCGAUGUUCUUAUUAAUGGCGCGGGCAUAGCUGACGAACGCGAUUUCGAUUUGAUUAUUGCAACAAAUUUUACCGCUACCAUUAAUGCCACGCUAGUGGCCUACGAUUUAAUGGAUAAAAGUAAAGGUGGCAAAGGCGGUGUUGUCCUGAAUAUAGCUUCGGUUGCGGCAUUGACACCCUUUCCCUCCUUACCAAUAUAUAGCGCGACAAAGGGAGGGAUUUUGAACUUUACACGAGCAUUAGCGCUAUUAGAGCCAAAAACUGGUAUAAAGUUAUAUACCAUAUGUCCGGGCCCUACCAGCACCAAACAUUUUGAAGAUGUACACUGCUUUCUGGGGAAGAACCUGAUUGUGAGCGAGAGAUUGCGUCGCUUAGUCAAACCACAAUUGCCAGCUGAUUGUGCCAUGAAUAUUGUCAAAGCCAUGGAGACAAACGCUAAUGGUGCAACUUGGUUGUGUGAUAUGGGCCAACUGAAAUUGGUGGAAAUAAAGAAUUUCUGGACGCCACCGCAUAAGCGAAAUAAAGAGGCUGAGCAAAAGAAAGGUUCUGAACCAAAUAAAGAAGCUGAACAAAAUAAAGAAACAGAACGUACUAAGGAAUUAGAACAGAACGAAAAAACUUCGCAAACGGCAGAAACUGUGCAAAAAGGAGAGACAUCGCAAAAGGAAGCAUCCGCAGAACAAGCGAAAGCAACUGUCCGAAACCCCACCGAACAAGUGACAGCUGAAAAAAAGACAGAUGAAACAAUGCCGCUGAGAAAACGAAGGUAUCUAAUAUGCGAUUUAGGAAGGGAUAUGCAAAAUAUAUGCAAAACAUGAAGAACGCGACUGAAUACUGAGUAUUGAGAAAAUGUGUUUGAAAAUUUUUAUACAAAAAGUAGUAAACCUAUUUUAACAGUAUUUUAGAAAUUUUAAUUUAUGAAAAUAUAGAUUAAGAUAAAAAUGUGGAUAUAUAAGGAAUAAUAAGCGAGUAACUGAUUAAAAUAGAAACUGAGAUAUUGUAAGUUUUUUCUUUAGAAAUUA